CCAUCAACUUGUCCAUUUCUUCCAUCCUUUCGCCAACAAGAAACGCUCAGCACUUAGUAAUCUACGUCCUUCGAUCCAGAUCUCUCUCAGUGUCUCUAAUGGCUUCCAUCAUGCGAUCUUCCAUGUCUCUCGCUGCUCUUUCCAAUCAAACUCUGGUCUCUGGCACCAGGACCUCCAACCCAAGUUCAGUUUCCCUUUCAAUUAACGGGAGAAAUUUCCCAUCCAUUACAUUGCAGCCCAGAGGACGUCGGUUUCAAUUUAGAUGCGCGGCAAAACCAGAGACAGUGCAGAAGGUGUGUGACAUAGUCAAGAAGCAAUUAGCGCUGUCAGAGGAUUCAACUGUUACAGGAGAGUCUAAAUUUGCUGCACUUGGAGCUGAUUCUCUUGACACGGUUGAGAUUGUGAUGGGACUCGAGGAGGAAUUUGGUAUCACUGUGGAAGAAGACAGUGCCCAGAGCAUCACCACCGUUCAAGAUGCUGCUGAAAUGAUUGAUAAGCUUCUUGAAAAGCAAGCUUAAACUAGAAAAGAAGACAUGAGUAUCCUAUUGGAAUUUUUGCUAUUUUGAUUGAAGGGGUUUAUAUGUUUUGGUUUUUAUCGACUGCAUUAGAAUUUGAUUGUUCUUCAAGUAACUGCAACUUCUUUUCUGGACUGCAUAGAAACUUCUCUAAUAAUAGUUUCAGUUUUA
Vigna umbellata (rice bean) is the source of this 686-nucleotide messenger RNA. RefSeq names its product acyl carrier protein 1, chloroplastic-like. The record is from RefSeq and is a predicted model, not a curated record. Gene Ontology annotation, molecular function: acyl carrier activity; phosphopantetheine binding. Gene Ontology annotation, biological process: fatty acid biosynthetic process. NCBI's taxonomy places the organism in Eukaryota, Viridiplantae, Streptophyta, Magnoliopsida, Fabales, Fabaceae.